Messenger RNA from Leptopilina boulardi, 1913 nucleotides. It is a transcript of the gene Awh, whose product is annotated as LIM/homeobox protein Awh-like. The record is from RefSeq and is a predicted model, not a curated record. The coding region runs from base 345 to 1331 and encodes 328 amino acids. Gene Ontology annotation, molecular function: RNA polymerase II transcription regulatory region sequence-specific DNA binding; DNA-binding transcription factor activity, RNA polymerase II-specific. NCBI's taxonomy places the organism in Eukaryota, Metazoa, Arthropoda, Insecta, Hymenoptera, Figitidae. Gene Ontology annotation, cellular component: nucleus. The transcript has 6 exons. Gene Ontology annotation, biological process: regulation of transcription by RNA polymerase II; neuron differentiation.
UCGUGAAGCAUUUAUUCAUAUAUACAAUUCUCGGACGAGACAUGCCGCGGUACGGUACCUUUAUUCGGGACACAUUUUACGCUAGUGCUGGUAGAAAAUAAAGUUCUAAAAGUGAAAAUUUUUUUUCCAGUGAAUUGAAAUGAAUUUUUCAUAUAGACUAAUUAUCAAAGUAACAUUUAGUGUUUUAAGGUUACUUUUGUGAAUUCAAUUUUUUUAUUUACCCAAAAGUGAAAUUCAGUGAAUGUUUGUUUAAUUUGUGAAUUUUAGUGUUAUUGCGAAUUACAAACUGUUAAAAAAAACAGUGAUCUUAGAAGACCAUAACGUAAAGGAAUAUUAGAAUCACAAUGAAGACUGAGGUUGAAGAUAGUAAUCAUGAUGGUUCGUGCGAGAGUGCUGUACAGAAUCCAUCGCCUAGAACCGUCAGUGGAGUUGGAACAGAAAUUUCUUCAGGAAUAAUGGAGUGUGGUGGAUGUGGAGAACGAGUGCGAGAGCGAACAGUAUUAUGCGUUGGCGGACGAACAUGGCACUCAAGGUGCUUAAGAUGCUCAGCCUGUGCUAGACCUUUACACGACCAACAUUCCUGCUACCUUCGUGGCAUGCGCCUUUAUUGUAGACAUGAUUACACUUUAACUUUUGGAGCAAAAUGCGCAAAGUGCGGUAGAAGCGUAGGUGCGGGCGAUUGGGUGAGGAGAGCUAGAGAAAGGGUUUACCAUUUGGCUUGCUUUGCAUGUGAUGCCUGCUCACGCCAAUUAUCUACUGGUGAGCAAUUCGCUCUUCUUGAUGCACGGCUACUCUGCAAAGUUCACUAUCUUGACGUUGUCGAAGGCAAUAACACUUCAUCUGAUGAAGGUGGAGAUUUCGAAAAUGGAAAUAAAGGUGGAAACAAGGCUAAAAGAGUAAGGACAACCUUUACAGAAGAACAACUCUCCGUACUGCAAGCCAACUUUCAGCUUGAUAGUAAUCCUGAUGGCCAAGACCUAGAAAGAAUUGCACAUGUGACAGGUUUAAGCAAAAGAGUGACACAAGUUUGGUUUCAAAAUUCAAGAGCAAGGCAGAAAAAACAUUUGCAUACUGGAAAAAUGAAAGGACAUGCUCAUCAGUCGCCUCCAAAUUCAAUAUCAUCUUCUGCAGACUUCAGUCGACACAUCAAUCUACAUUUGACGUAUUCUUUUCAACAUCAGCAGCAGCCACCAAAUCAGCAUCAAGCUCAAUUAAGUCCAACAACAUGUAAGAGUCCAACGCCUUCUUUAUACCAAAAUCAUGGAACGGAACACUCAAUGGAUGAUAUAUCUCAAGACUCAAUGAUCUUAUCGAUGCCGAACGAAGCAUGAGAACAAAAUUAAUUGUAAUUACUUGCAAAAUGAAAUCUUUUUAAAUGUGGCAAAUAAUUUAAUAUUUGGAUAAUAGCAUAUUGAGAAAAUGUUUCAUUAACUUACUGAAAUGUGAUAAUAUACAUAAUAAUCUACUGAUUUAAAGACUUUUACCUUUAAUAUUGAUUUUGUUAAUUAAAGGAAUCAAUCAUUUUAAUUAAACGACAACUUUUCUCGGUGCAUUAUAAAUUAUCUUCUAGUCUGAAAGUAAUAUCGUUUACUUAAAAAAAUUAGUUGUUAUGGUUUUGUCAGCAGAAUUAAUUAAUUUGUUACUUUAAUGGUAUGUAAUAUAUAUUGUUAUCGAAUUACUAGAAUUUAUAAAUUUUUAGAAUUCUGUAGUCGAAAAACUUUUUAUUAAUGUUAAUAAUAAUUAAUGUAAAAUUAGAAUAAUUGAAUUUAUUUGAAAAUUGAGAACUUCAAAAGAAUUCUUGACAUGUAUAGGUAGCUUAUAUAAGACUUUUCGAAAUGUAAAUAAUGUAAACUAAACACAAUGAAAAUAUAUGUAAAGUGCAUUUGACCAUGUUAAUUUUUACCACUGUUUUU